AUGGCUUCCGGGCUCAAUGUUUCUUUGUUCGCCGACAACGAUCUCCAGUUCUCUCGACAGCUAGGCAUCGGCUAUCUGGAGUUCGUUCAUCUCUCCGACUGUGACACCGAAAUACCUUGGCUCACUAACUAUCUGCGUACAUUGCCGCAAAACUCACCUCUUCCAUUACCACCAGUACCUAUGUCAGUCCCUUCUCCGGAAAUUGCUGGUCUCGUGGCUGUUGUUGAAGUAUCCAAGAACAAUUUGCGAGUAACUGCUAAGCCAAGCCUCUUGAAGGCUGCCUUAGCUAGGAAGAAGGCUAUUUCUGCAGAAGGUAAAGCUAUUGCCGAUGGGAAUGAAUUCGCCAGCGACAUAUCAGAUAUUCAACCCGAUCGAGUUCUCCUUGCUUGGAUUCGCGGCUUUUCACCAUCUGGCGUGAUGGUUCAGCUUCCAGCUGGUCUGCGAGCCUUCGCUCCACUUAAUAUGAUUUCGGAUACUCGUCUGCCUUUGUCUGCCCUUAAGUCUGAUAUCAUGGAUGCUUCCGGGUCCAAGUCCAGCCUUGUCAGUCGCCUGCUUCCUUACGGCGCUACGGUUAGGCUUCGUCCUUUGGCAUCCAGUUUGAACUCUACUCAAGCCACAAAAACUAACAAUAACGUCAAGCGUACUCAAUUAUUCCGUAGUUUGGUGAGCCUUCGUUUCCUGGAUGUAUACACAUCGGCUGAUCAGUACUAUGUAAAUGAAGCGUUGCAGCAUGCUGAAGUGAUGAUUAAUAGUAUGCUUUGGAUGCGAGAUAAACACGGGCUUGUAAAUGUAGAUUACAUUUUUGGAUCUUUAGAAUAUUUUGAUAUUCCGAUUUACUCACACCGAGUCACACAUUUUGAUUGA
Messenger RNA from Protopolystoma xenopodis, 864 nucleotides. Lineage: Eukaryota; Metazoa; Platyhelminthes; Monogenea; Polystomatidea; Polystomatidae. The record is from the annotation of a GenBank genome assembly.